CCAGCCCUUCCACCCACCCAGCUCAAUGGCCGCUCCAUCUAUGUCUGUCCGUAUCUCUAUCAUCACACUCAUAGUUCUCUCAGCCGUCUCGGCUUCUUCUUCCAGUCCGACGAACGCCCAUGGCAGUGAAACCGAUCUCGCUGCACUGCUGGCUUUUAAAGCACAGCUCGCCGAUCCUCUUCGUGUGCUUGCCGGCAACUGGACAACUAGCAUGUCUUUUUGCCACUGGGUCGGCGUUUCAUGCAGCCGACGCAGACAACGUGUCACCGCUCUAUCGUUGUCUGACAUGCCUCUCGAGGGGCCUUUGGCAUCUCACGUGGGUAACCUCUCUUUUCUCUCUGUCCUGAACCUCCUCAAUACAAGUCUUACUGGCUCCAUUCCUGCCGAACUUGGUAGGCUACGUCGUCUUAUAUAUCUCGGUCUUAGAGAAAAUAGCUUGUCAAAUGUCAUACCUCCUACCCUAGGAAACCUGACAAGGCUCGAGGUGCUUACUCUAGGUUCCAACCAACUCUCAGGCGAGAUCCCUCCUGAGAUGUUGCUACACAUGCACAACCUUAGAAGAAUUUAUCUCUACGGAAAUGGCUUAAGUGGCCAAAUACCACCGUCUUUGUUUAACAACACGCCUCUCCUGACAAAUAUGGAUUUUGGAAAUAAUAGCUUGACAGGUCCUAUACCAAACGGAAUUGCACAACUAUCCAUGAUUGAAUACUUUAAUGUACAAAAGAAUCAACUCUCCGGCCCAGUGCCACAAGCAAUGUACAACAUGUCUAGGCUCCAAACCAUGAUAGUCACACAAAAUUAUAACCUAACUGGAAUGUUUCCAGACAAUCAGACUUUCAACCUACCAAUGUUGAGAAUUAUUGCACUGGGCGAUAACAACUUUUUCGGUCAGUUUCCAUCUGGUCUUGCAUCAUGCCAGCACCUACAAGUGAUUGAUUUGGGUGGAAAUUCUUUUGUAGAUGUUGUGCCAACAUGGUUGGCCAAAUUGUCACACCUUGAAAAACUUUUCUUGGGUCUAAAUAACCUUAUUGGCUCGAUCCCAGGUGCUCUUAGUAAUCUCACUAGUAUUACAGACCUAGACCUGGUCAAAGGCAACCUCAAAGGGGAGAUUCCAGAAUUAAGUCAUAUGCAGGGACUCUCAUAUUUAAAUCUUGGAGCUAAUCAAUUGACAGGUCCAGUUCCAGCUUCCCUUGGCAACUUAUCCAAACUGUCUUACCUAGCCUUGGAAGCUAAUCAAUUGUCUGGCCAAGUACCAAGAACACUUGGGAAAAAUGAAGCUCUGUACAAGCUUGAUUUGUCAUAUAACAAUUUAGAGGGGAAUCUAGACUUCUUGUCAGCUCUUUCCCCGUGCAGACAACUCCAAAUCCUUUAUAUAGACGAUAAUUCAUUCACAGGUGUCCUCCCCAUCUACAUGGGAAACCUCACGUCACAGCUGACUGAAUUUACAUCAGAUGACAACAUGUUAAUAGGUGGACUUCCAGUAGCAAUUUCAAACUUAACUAGCCUUGAAGCAUUAUCUCUUUCUAACAACUCAUUCACCAAGCCAGUUCCAGAAUCCAUCACUUUGUUGGAAAAUCUUAUAUACCUAGAUCUCUCCUUCAAUGACAUGUUAGGCCCUAUCCCAACAGAAAUGGGCAGGCUUGGCAGUCUACAACGGUUAUUUCUGAAUGCAAACAAAUUCUCAGAAAGUGUACCGAGCAGCUUUGGUAAUCUCAGUUUGCUAGAAGACAUCAAAUUGUCCAAUAACCAAUUAAGUUCACCUAUACCCGCAAGUUUUUUCCAUCAGAACAAACUUAUUCAUCUAGAUAUUUCACACAAUUCCUUUGUCGGUCCACUUCCAGCCGAUGUUUCUGGCCUAAAGCAAGCAUACCAAAUCGACAUGUCUUCCAACUUACUGACAGGAGACAUCCCCGAAACAUUUGGACAACUUAAUAUGCUAACAUACCUAAAUCUGUCGCAUAACUCGUUCAGUGACAAAAUUCCUAGCCCACUCAAGAAACUAAGAAACAUAGCUACAUUAGAUUUCUCAUUUAACAACCUAUCUGGCACCAUUCCCAUGUUCCUUGCCAAUUUUACGUACUUGACUAUCUUGAACCUUUCAUUCAAUCACCUAGAAGGACAAAUACCCAUGGGAGGUGUUUUCUCAAACCUCACCCCACAAUCUUUGAUUGGGAAUGUUGGGCUAUGUGGGGCCCCACACCUAAGAAUUCCACCAUGCCUUGACGGAUCUCGCUCAAGUAAUAAACACUUGCUACAAUUUCUACUCCCAAUACCCGUGUUAGCUUUUGUCGUCAUUGCCAUUUUUGUAUACCUAUGGACUGUAAAGAAACUGAAGAAGGGAGAUCACGAAGCCUCUGUUGAUCCAACAGAUGUCGUCGGCCAUCAUAUUGUCUCCUACCAUGAGCUAAGUCGUGCCACCAAUAAUUUUAGUGAAGAUAACAUCUUGGGAACUGGAAGCUUUGGAAAAGUAUUCAAGGGCCAACUGACAAAUGGUAUGGACGUGGCGAUAAAAGUUCUUGACAUGCAGCUACUUCAUGCUGUCCAAAGUUUUGAUGUUGAGUGUCGAGCGCUUCGCAUGGUGCGACACCGCAAUGUGAUAAAGAUACUCAACACAUGUUCGAACCAUGACUUCAGAGCACUAUUGCUUCAGUACAUGCCAAAUGGCAGCUUAGAGAUGCUCCUACAUAGAUCCCAAAGCAUAGGGUGUCUGGGAUUUCUCGACAGACUAGGCAUCAUGCUUGAUGUAGGGAUGGCAAUGAAUUAUCUGCACCAUGAGCACUAUGAGUUGAUCUUGCACUGUGACCUAAAGCCUAGCAAUGUAUUGUUUGACGAUGAGAUGACGGCACAUGUGGCGGACUUUGGGAUUGCAAGAUUGAUUCUAGAUGACAACUCCAUUAUAAGUGCGAGCAUGCCUGGAACGGUUGGGUACAUGGCACCAGAGUAUGGGUCGCUUGGAAAAGCAUCUCGCAAAAGUGAUGUGUUUAGUUAUGGAAUCAUGAUCUUUGAAGUCUUCACUGGAAGGAGACCCACUGAUCUUAUAUUCGGGGCAGAACUAACCCUUAGGCAAUGGGUUCAUCGGGCAUUUCCUGCAGAGCUAGUCCAGGUCAUUGAUGGCCAGCUACUACAAGGCUCUUCUAUUUCUAUUUGUGGCUUGGAAAAUGGCUUUCUUGCGUCAGUAUUUGAGCUAGGUUUGAUGUGUACCAGCGAAAUGCCUAACCAGAGGAUGACUAUGCACGAUGUGAUUGUGACGCUAAACAAAAUCAAAGCCGAGUACACCAACUUGACAACAACAAUGCCACAUAGUGCUAAAUAGUGACCCAUCACCCUUGCUUUCUUCCAUCUCAUCUAUGACUAUGCAAGGAUGUAUUUGUUUUUACGCAUUUAGAGUGGGUUGUACUAUAUACUUGGCAUGUCAAGCUAUUUAUCAUGCUUCUACUUUAUCCGAUUAAGAGUGGUGUUCUUGAUAGAGUUAGAUGUUAGUUAAAAAUAAAGAGCAUGAGACAACUCUAGUAAUCAUGUCUCAUAGGGAAACAUAUAUAACUGUGAAGGCAAAUAUAUGAAAUUUUGUGCAG
Molecule: messenger RNA, 3572 nt
Organism: Triticum urartu
Lineage: Eukaryota; Viridiplantae; Streptophyta; Magnoliopsida; Poales; Poaceae
Product: putative LRR receptor-like serine/threonine-protein kinase At3g47570
Biological process (GO): protein phosphorylation
Cellular component (GO): membrane
Molecular function (GO): ATP binding; protein kinase activity
Source: RefSeq, a predicted model, not a curated record